This is a messenger RNA of Ictalurus punctatus (channel catfish), 1451 nucleotides long. RefSeq names its product putative claudin-24. The record is from RefSeq and is marked provisional. NCBI's taxonomy places the organism in Eukaryota, Metazoa, Chordata, Actinopteri, Siluriformes, Ictaluridae. Gene Ontology annotation, biological process: cell adhesion; bicellular tight junction assembly. Gene Ontology annotation, molecular function: structural molecule activity. Gene Ontology annotation, cellular component: bicellular tight junction; plasma membrane.
CAACAUGUCAGAACGAUGCCAUCCUUCUGGCUGUGCCUGUUAAGCACACUCCUUCAAAGGAGCCUCAUUAGAGACGCAGACAGCACAGUGGCAUCUCUGCUAUAAAGAUUUCUCCACGAGUAUAAGCUCUGGAGUAACAUCAUGGAUCCGGGAGUAUGUGUUCUGGAGCUUCUUGGUUUGUUCUUCUCUCUGAGCGCCUGGCUCUUCUCAUUGACCACCACUCUGAUGUCCCAGUGGCUCACGCUGUCCACCGCUCUCCUUCCUGCUGAGAGCUACGAGCUGGGAUUGUGGGGGACGUGUGUGGUGCAGGAGCUGGGCAUUCUGGAGUGCCGGCCGUACGACAGCCUCCUUGGACUCCCUCCAGAUAUCCGCUUGGCUCGGAUCCUUAUGUGUGCCACCUUGGCUACCGGUUUCAUGGGAAUAUCUUUUGCAAUCCCAGGCAUCAACUUGGUCAACAGCUGUAAAGGUACUGAGACCCUUAGAGAGAAGAAGAUGCUGAAGAUGGUGGGGGGAGUGCUGUGCUUCACUGCAGGAGUUAUGGGUCUGGUUCCCGUCUCCUACAUAGCCCACCUGACCGUUUUGAGGUUCUUCGAUGAGUCCGUUCCUGAUGUGGUUCCACGCUGGGAGUUUGGUCAGGCUCUGUUCUGGGGCUGGACUGCAGCACUUCUGUACAUUGUAGCUGGAUCAUUGCUUAUUACCUCCUGCAUCUGUCUGCAAGAUGUACCGUGUCCACUGCCAGAGUCCGUGCCACUACGAGGAGGACAUGCCAGCCCUGAACUUUCACCACGAAGGAGGACAGAAUAUGUGUGAUAUGCGUUAGGGGACAAUUUUUUAAAAAAUAUUCUGCUUCCAGUAAUCACAUACCACUACACCACAUAGAUAAUAUUUUUGUGAGAUGGAACUACUGCACUGGACAUAAUGUGCAAAAUUACAAGCUGCUGCUAUUUCACUGUUUUUGUUUUAAACAAAGGUAAUUUCAUUGAUAUAUUUCAGUGUUUUAAUUUCACACUCCACACAGAAUACCGUAACAAAUCAGUUCAAGCAAUAUAAAGUGGUUAAAACGUAGUAUUUAUGAGCUUUUUUUAUUGUACAUGCUUGGAAAAUGUAAGUUAUGGCACACAGCAAGAGAGUGUUGGUAUAUGUGCAGGGGUGGACACAUCAACAAAUUAUUAGCUAGCCCAGAAGCUAAGUGAAAACUCUAAUUUGUUGCCUAGUCCCAUGGCUUAGUUGCCCAAAAACCGGUUAGAAAGUAUACUAUAUAAUAAUAUAGCUGCUUUGCUAGAUAAGUGGAUUAAUACAGACUAAGGGAAACUAAUAUAGUGCAUUGGGUUUGCAUCAUCAACACAAGGUCAGUGUUUCAGCUGUGAGAUUCAGUGUUCUGUAAUUGCAUCAGACCUAAAACAUAUUAUUCAAGUCUGGUUAGCGUCUUUAUUUUUUGUCUGCAUGUUUAA